This is a messenger RNA of Neoarius graeffei (lesser salmon catfish), 4734 nucleotides long. RefSeq names its product von Willebrand factor A domain-containing protein 5A-like. The transcript is spliced from 22 exons. The coding region runs from base 327 to 2783 and encodes 818 amino acids. The record is from RefSeq and is a predicted model, not a curated record. NCBI's taxonomy places the organism in Eukaryota, Metazoa, Chordata, Actinopteri, Siluriformes, Ariidae.
CUUGUGGAAAUGUUUAUCCAUGUUUUAUGUGUGUGUAAUUGAAUUUAAUUCCGCUCUAAUAAACAGUUUUAUUUCCAGGAUCUCACACCAGCAGUGUGUUAGGAUUCCUAUAACAGGAGUUGAAAAUGAACUGUGGCCUGCUGACAAACAAGAAUGAGCCAGCAUGAUUGAAAUGUGGAGAUGUAUACCCAGGACACACAAACCAUAAACCAUGAUCUCUCCUGCGCACUGAAGCGUCAUGGAACCAGUGCAGCAGCAAAGUGAUUGAGGGCAUUUGUUGUGAUUGGGGAUUUCCAAAGGGUAUUUCUGAUCUGCCUGAGUGCAUCAUGGCAGCAAACUGGCCCAAAACACUGAUUUUCCUUCAAAAUAUGCCCCAAACAUCACAAGUUCCCCUGAAGCACAUUGAGGUGGAUCUGCAGGUUCAAGGGCAUGUAGCAACAGUGACCUCCACCCUGCACUAUGUAAAUGAGGAAAAGCAACCCCUGGAGGCUGUGUUUGUCUUCCCCAUGCCUUCAGGAGCUGCUGUCUGUCAAUUCAGUGCCAAGAUUGCAGACCAGGAGAUAGUGGCUGAGGUUCAGGAGAAACAGGAGGCGCGAGAGCAGUAUGAUGAUGCCCUGAGUUCAGGUCAGCAGGCUUUUCUGCUGGAGGAGAGUAAGGAGUCUGUGGACGUGUUCAAGCUGAGUGUGGGCUCUCUGCCCCCAGGCCAGAGUGCCACCAUCACCUUCACCUUCAUCACUGAGCUGAGUGUGCAGGCUGACCAUUCACUGCAAUUCUGCCUGCCAGCAGUGCUCAACCCCCGCUAUACACCAGCAGGUACAGGUGGUGGUAUAGUAUCAGAGAUAACAUCAAGUUCCACUGGCAUUCCCUACUCUCUCUCUUUUACUGCACACAUAAACUCGCCAAACCCCAUCAUGAAAGUGGAGUCCAAAUGUGCUCUCGAGCCUCUGAUGUUCCUCAACACAGACCACACAAAGGCAAAGAUAAGCCUUUGUGCAGGUCAUAAGUUUGACCAGGAUGUCGAGCUGUAUCUAUAUUAUCAGAAUCCCCAUCAGCUAACUGCUUUAGUGGAAUCUGGAGCUCCCACGGCACAGCCAGGGACUCUCAUGGGAGACCCUGUGGUCUUGGUCAGUUUCUAUCCAGAGUUUCCUGAGUCAGUGAUGUCCUCUAUGUCGUCUUGUGGUGAGUUUGUGUUUCUUAUGGACAGAUCUGGCAGUAUGAGCUGCGACAUCCAUAACGGACCACGUGCACAAGGACGCAUGGAGUGUGCCAGGGACACUCUGCUCCUGCUGCUGAAGAGUCUCCCCAUGGGCUGUUACUUCAACAUCUAUGGCUUUGGCUCUCACUAUGAGUCCUUCUUCCCGAAAAGUGUCCAGUACAGUCAGGACACUAUGGAGCAAGCUGUGAAGAAAGUAAAGGAGAUGCAAGCAGACAUGGGGGGCACAGAGAUUCUGCGACCUCUGGAACACAUUUACAAACAGCCGUGCAUCCCCAACCACCCAAGACAGUUGUUCAUAUUCACAGAUGGUGAAGUAGGAAACACCAAAGAUGUUCUUCACUCUGUGAGAAGCAAUGCUGAUUUCCACAGAUGCUUCUCAUUUGGGAUUGGUGAAGGUGCAAGUUCUGCACUCAUCACAGGACUGGCUGAGAAUUGCUCUGGCCACGCCCAGUUCAUCACAGGAACUGACCGCAUGCAGGCCAAAGUAAUGCAGUCUCUCCGUUAUGCUUUACAACCAGCAGUGAUUGAUAUCACUGAGGAUUGGACUGGUGUGUCUUUCACCCGUCUGAGCCCCCCGAUUAAUUCACUUUUCCAUGGUCAGAGAGCACUGAUUUAUGCCCAGUUGAAAAGAGAGGAAUGUCAAAACCCAGAUGCUAAGGGGAAAAUAUCAGUGCGAUACCAUCUUGGAGAUCAAGAGGUUGCAAACACUGUCCAUUUCUCCCUGAAGCCUUCUGAGAAUAGCGGACUAGCCAUCCACAGGCUGGGUGCUCGCUCUCUGAUCCGCUCUCUGGAAAGGGACGAGCAGGAUGAUGGAGCUGAUAAAGAGGCUCUGAAGGCCAGGGUGGUGGAUCUGAGUCAGCAGUCUGGAGUGAGCAGCUCACACACAGCCUUCAUAGCUAUCAAUAAAGGCAGCGGACAAGCUGUGAAAGGACCGAUGGUGAAGAGGAGAAUUCCUAUCGCCAAGAUGGGGAGGAGCAAGAUUGCAGUGUUGUCAUGUGCAUCUGCAUCAAUACCUACCUUGAGGGCAUCUGCAUCUGCAUCAAGACCUACCUCCGCUUAUCCUGUUCUAGGGAGUUGCAUUCAAGGCAGCCUAUCCCAGCUGUUCAUGGGCAAGAGGCAGUUGGACACCCUGGACAAGUCGCCAGAUGAAAGUUUUGACAUGAACCGAGAUAAUGCUGUAAAGAUCAGCAGUAGAGCAAAACCCCACUUAUAUACUGAAAUCACAGAGACUCCAAAGGACCCAUUGUUGCAGCUUGUCUCCCUCCAGAAGGCUUCUGGUUGUUGGGAAAUGGAGUCUACAUUGGCCCAGGUGUUUGGGAAGACAGAAAAAGAGCUGAUCAAGCAGAUUCCUGCGCAGGUGAAGCCAGAUGUCUGGGCUACACUUCUGGCUCUGAUUUGGUUACAUGGCUUUAAGAUCGAUGCACAAGUUGAGUGGCAGUUUUUGGCCAUGAAAGCAGUGGCAUGGAUCCGCACUCAGAAAGUUUCAGUGGUCAACAAGUCAGAGUGUGUACGGGUAGGAAACGCUCUGCUGGGCUGUCAGGUUAAAGAAGACACUCUUGGGUUCUGAAAACUUUACCCUCUUACAGCAUCCCCACAAAAGCCUUGGCAUCAUUUCUCUUUUCUACAAGUUACUUUCAUUAGCAUGCUUUUAUGUACAAGAUAACGUUGUCAGUUAAAUUAAUAGUAUGACCAUAAAACUCUGUAAACUUAAAUUAAGAAUUCAACAAGUUCAGUGAGUCACAGGUUUAAUUCAGUCAUUGCUUGCUAAGAAUUAAUGUUCAGGUGUAUAAAGGGUAUUUUGAGGUUGUUGUUGUUGCUGUUGUUGUUUUAGUGGCUAUAUUAAUAAACUGGUCAAUAUGUUCCAACCACUAAAAUCACAGGUUUUAAUCACCUACCAAUCCCCAUGCAUCAGUCCAUGAAUUGUUUACUAACUGUGUUGUAAGAGAUGCAAUCUGUCAGAGAAUCCAGCAGAAGACUGAUUGAUCAUUUUAUCGAGCAUUUUCACACCAUCAGAAUAAAGGAUUUCUCUUUUCCAAUGGGGAGAUGCUUCAGCAUAGACAACAUUAAUGAUAACUCUGUUUGUGUUGCUAGUUGUUGUUAUAGGAGCCAUAAAGUGAGGAAAUGUAGGACUUUUUGUCUGAAAUGUCUUGUUUCCCUAGACACAUUGUAUUUUGUUUGGCUUUUACGAUUUAACAAUUAUUUGCCGAAGGCAAAGUGAAUAUCAGCGAAUAAAAACCGAGACGAAGUCGAGGUUAUUAUUCACUGAUAUUCACUAAGCCUGAGGCGGAUAAUUGUUUUAGUAUAAAUACAUUGAUGAUUAUUUUAAAAAUAAAUAUAUUGUAUUUUUAAAAAAUCACUUAUUUCAAAUUUCAAAAGCAGCAUGCAAAUGUAAUGCGCACAGGCUUGUGUCACUUAUGCGUGCCACAUAAAAUGCUUUGUUUUGAAAUUGAUGAAAUAAAUCACAAUUCCACUUUAUCUUUGAAUUGUUUUAAACCAAACUUCGUAGCAUCUUCUGUAAUUUUAGGAACAGCAUUUUCUUUCAUAAUUUGUAAUUCUUCCUCACUUACAGUGACAAAGCAACUGGCCACCAUUUUGUUGAAUCACUCGAGCUGAUUGUCGAAGUCUAAGGCUACGUUUACACUAGACCGUAUCUGUCUCGUUUUCUUCGCGGAUGCACUGUCCGUUUACAUUAACCCCCCUGAAAAAGCGGGGAAACGGGAAUCCGCCAGCGUCCACGUAUUCAAUCUAGAUCGUAUCAGCUCCGGUGCUGUGUAAACAUUGAGAAUACGCAGAUACGCUGUGCUGAGCUCUAGCUGGCGUCUCAUUGGACAACGUCUGUGACAUCCACCUUCCUGAUUCGCUGGCGUUGGUCAUGUGACGCGACUGCUGAAAAACGGCGCAGACUUCCGCCUUGUAUCACCUUUCAUUAAAGAGUAUAAAAGUAUGAAAAUACUGCAAAUACUGAUGCAAAUACUGCCCAUUGUGUAGUUAUGAUGGUCUUUAGGCUUGCCAUCCUUCCACUUGCAAGUAAUAAGUGAUCUGCGCUGGGAUCUCACACACAGCGGCUCAGUCCCGAAUCGUGGCUUGUUCACUUCACUCGCGCGCUCUGUGAGCUGCGCAGGGCCGGAGUGCGCACCCUCCAGAGGGCACUCGCUGUUCAGGGCGGAGUGAUUUGGAGCGCAGGAUGCCUGCGGAGCCGAGCGUAUCCGCGUAUUGGUGUUGCUGUGUGCACGGCUAACGGUUUUAGUGUCAACGCGAAUCGUUUUAAGAACGUUAAUCUGAUGAUCCGCUGAUUCGACGUAAUGUAAACGUAGCCUAAAUCUCUCGACCAAUCAGCGCACGUGAUAUCCUAUAAUCACCUCCGUAUUUAGACAUAAAUACUUUUAUUAUAUCUGUCAGCUAAAUUAUUUUUGCUUUAUUUUAAUCUCACACAUGAAAGUGUUAAUUGAGACCUCAUUUAUAACUUGCUGAUGCAUCCUUUUAGUUGGUAAUCAAGCUAAUAAAACUCAUCUAUGCAA